CUGAUGUUUGAUUUCAGCUCCAUCUAUUUUAUGCGGCAUUAAGCUUCGUAACGUUGCUAUGAUACAAACGCUGUUUUACUGUCAACAACAGUAAUCUUAAAAAUGGCACCAGUUGAGGAAAAUAACUUGGUGGAGAAUAAAAAUACUAUUAUAUUUAAUAAUUCCAAGGGGGAACUCUUUAAACUUACGGAAAAUUAUAAAAUAUUUCAAAGAAAAGUGAAGUUAUCUUGGAAAAUUAUUAUAAAUAAAGAAGAAGUAUCUUCUCAACUCCUUAAAAAUGCAAACUUAAUAAUUUUACCUGGACCACAAAAUCCGUUUGAUGAAAGUGAAUUAAACUCAUUAAAAACCUUUAUAAACGAAGGAGGAAGAGUUUUAGUACUCUUAUCGGAAAGUAAUCAAAGUGAUAUAAGUAACAUAAAUAUUUUGUUAGAAGAAUAUGGAAUAAUUCCAAAUUUAGAUACAGUUAUUAGAACACAUUAUUACAAAUAUUUUCACCCUAAAGAGUGUUACAUCGGGGAAGUAUCGAUUAAUAAUUCCCUAAAUCGAAAUAAGUCUAAAUUGAAUGUGAUCUAUCCCUUCGGAUGCACAUUAACCGUAACCAAACCGGCUGUGGUUGCAUUUACAAGUGGGGCGACUACGUUUCCUGUUGAUCGACCUCUAGGAGCGUUAUAUUAUAACCACUCUACAGGAGGCAGAUUAUUAGCAAUUGGUUCAGGUCAUAUGUUCGCCGAUAAAUAUAUCGAUCAUGAAAUGAAUGAGAAAUUUCGUGAAAUGAUUUUUGAUUUUCUCCUAACAAAUGAUUUAAUUAAAAUUGUUCUAUCCGAUCAUGAUGAUCUUGAUGUUUGGGAUUAUCACAUCGUGCCGGACACAUCAGAAUUGGCCGAACGUCCGAAACUUUGUUUAACGGAAGCAAUUACACACACAGUUUCCGGGGACUAUAUGAAGCUGUUUAAUCGCAAGAUGUACUCCAUGAACACGGAUUUGGUUCCCGAUGCCAUUAAAGUCUACGAGAAGCUGGGCGUGAAACACCAACUCCUGAAGGUCAUAAGUCCGAAUUUCGAGGCACCUUUACCGUCUCUCCAAGCGGCGGUGUUUCCGCCGUCGUUUCGGGAACUAGCACCACCUCCGUUGGAACUAUUCGAUCUGGACGAGGCUUUCAGUUCGGUGUUUUCUCGACUCGCUCAGUUCACUAACAAGUACUUGAGUACAGGUUCGGACAAGCAAACCGAAAAGGAAUUGGAAUUUUACAUCAAGGAGGCUUCGAAGAUUGUUAGAUUGGAUGAAAACAUUACGGAUGCUAAAGAGAUUUUGUAUUCGGCCGCCGUUCAAUGUGCUUAUUUUAAAAGUAUGGAUAACAUAAAAUAAAUUUAAAAAAUUUACUUUUAAGAUGCACCAGUUAAGACA
Molecule: messenger RNA, 1404 nt
Organism: Onthophagus taurus
Lineage: Eukaryota; Metazoa; Arthropoda; Insecta; Coleoptera; Scarabaeidae
Gene: IFT52
Product: Intraflagellar transport 52
Biological process (GO): cilium assembly; intraciliary transport
Cellular component (GO): intraciliary transport particle B; centriole; cilium
Source: RefSeq, a predicted model, not a curated record